Molecule: messenger RNA, 864 nt
Organism: Cyanistes caeruleus (blue tit)
Lineage: Eukaryota; Metazoa; Chordata; Aves; Passeriformes; Paridae
Source: RefSeq, a predicted model, not a curated record
CUGCCUGCUGCUUGGCUAGCCCCUCCCCACAGUCCCUGCCCAUAUGGGGGGCUGGACGCCCUAGCCCUGGCAUGUGCCAGGCUCUGGCACCCUGUGCCCCACCUGCUGGCUCCAGUGUCCCUUGAGGGACACCCAAAAGCAGUUAUUUCCUGUAGACCCAGCCAGGGCAGCUCCUGUCAGCACUCUUACCCCUCCCAGACCCUACGUUCCAUCUCACCCUGUGUCCCUUCCUCUGCAGUGCUCCUGGGGGCUGGCCUUUAUCAGACGGACUCCGUGACAACAACAAAAACGAGCUUCAGUCAGGACGCUGGGACAAGCCCACCCAUGGCCAUGUCCAACAGGACAGCCCAGCUCAUGGUGGGGAAUUACAUCGACCUCACACUGCAGUGCUGGAAUUACUUCGUCGACCUGAUGAGGAAUGUGACAACAUCGGAGAUGUGCGAGUGGAAAGUCAUCAGCAGGCCCUACAGCGAGCUGCAGUACUGCCUGGAGUACUGGGCCGAGCACCUGAACUACAGCUACCCCAACGCCCUGGCCGAGCAAUACAUCUUCCAGAGCCAUUACCUCUACUUCCACAACUGCACCCUGGAGCAUCCAGUGUACUCCGACCCACCCGAAGAUGUGCUCCUGGCCAUGAUCAUCGCACCCAUCUGCCUCAUCCCCUUCCUCGUCACCCUGGUCAUCUGGCGCAGCAAGGACGGCAAGGCGCAGGCCUAGAGCUGCCCUCCCGUCCCGCGUCGGGGCCGCCCGACCACCCGAGCCGCCCGGUGGGCUCUCCGGGCCACCAACCCGCGCUGCUGAGGCGGCCGGUUCCUCCUGCGCUUUCCCCACCCUGCGGCCCGGGAUUAAACGUUUCUCCCUCCA